CCAGGUAAACUUAAACAGUAGACAUUCGGUCGUCUCUUUGGUCAGCUGGUUCUGUCCACCAAUUUAAAAAAAAAAUAGUCUAGUCCCAAUGUUAGAUCUACUGACGCGAUAUCCUUCGGAUUAAAAUAUUUGUAGGGAAAAAAAAUUCGGAAAAAGAAACGCAACCCUCUAAACGACGGAAUAAACUGAAAAUUUGAGCGCGGCUCGCGCGCCGCUUUGUGCGCGAGUGCUCAAAAUUUUUUUUUUGUUUUCCGUUUAAAAAAUUUAAAAAAACGGAAAUAUUGUGAAGAGGUGACCGGAAGUUUCGGUGGUACCUCUUUUUUAGGGGAGGGGGGGAAGGAAACUAGGUGUGCUCCAAUUUCCCGGUCGGACCGGAAAUGACUAUAUCGUACGCCAGCGAAGUGCCAAAUGGCUCCAGCUUUGGCUGCUUCUGGAGGAUCCUGAUAAAAUGGCGAGGCUCAGUUUAUAAGCUCAUAUGGCGAGAACUUCUCGUUUACCUUUUCGUUUAUUACAUCAUCAAUUUCACCUACAGAUAUGCUCUUAACGAAGAACAACAAAGGGUAUUCGAGAAGAUUCGGUAUUAUUUCGCAAAUUCGAGCGAUUCAAUUCCAAUGUCUUUUGUUCUUGGAUUUUACGUGUCGCUUGUAGUCAAAAGAUGGUGGGAGCAAUACAAACUUUUACCAUGGCCCGACAAUCUUGCACUUUUUAUAAGUGCCGCCAUUCCUGGAAACGAUGAACGAGGUCGUUUAAUGAGGAGGAACAUUGUCAGAUAUGCCGUUCUCGCCUAUGUCAUAACACUGCAGAGGAUUUCGUUACGAGUUAAAAGACGUUUUCCUACUCUUCAACACAUAGUCGACGUUGGUCUCAUGAUGGAGUCAGAGAAGAAAAUUUUCGAAAUGAUGAACAAAAAAGCAGCGAUGUCAAAAUAUUGGAUGCCAUUGGUUUGGGCAACGAAUAUCAUUAACAGGGCAAGAAAAGAGUCAUUAAUCACCAGUGAUCAAGUCGUGCAAACACUCCUCGUUGAACUGAGUGACAUUAGAAAAAGACUUGGAGCACUGAUUGGUUAUGAUACUGUUUGCGUUCCUCUCGUUUACACUCAGGUAGUAACUCUUUCCUUGUACGCCUAUUUUUUCUCCGCACUCCUUGGGCGACAAUUUACACGCGAAGAGGACGCAAAAAAUGGAAAAUAUGAAGUGCCAGACAUGUAUUUUCCAUUCUUCACAGCCUUGCAGUUUUGCUUUUACGUUGGAUGGCUCAAAGUGGCGGAAGUAUUAAUCAAUCCUUUCGGAGAAGAUGACGAUGACAUAGAACUUAAUUGGCUAAUCGAUCGUCACAUCAAGGCUGGUUACAUGAUAGUGGAUGAGAUGCAUGAGGAGCAUCCAGAACUUCUAAAGGAUCAGUACUGGGACGAGGUGAUACCAAAAGAUUUACCCUACACUGUUGCCAGUGAGCAGUACAGAAAAGAGGAGCCAAAAGGAUCUGCCGAGCAUUAUAAAGUCAAAGAGAGCGACGCUCUUUAUGCGAAUGUAAUGCUCGGGAACCAACUCCAUUCUGUAAAUCAACACAGAAAGAUGCAUCAGGAUGACAUGUACGCGGAUUACGAAAGUGUCGAUACACCACUAGUUGAGCGUAGAAAAAAUUGGCUGCAACGAACAAUAACACGAAUGGGAUCUGUUCGUAGCUCAACGACAACAUACAGCAGUGGCGGUGGAUUUUUUUCACGAAAUCGUCACAAUAGUGUUUACAGUAGUCCCGAAACAGGUGGACUGCCAGCAACAAAUAAUCCCAAAAUUUCCCUUUACGAUCGUCUCGUGGGACGAAAAAGCGUUCGACCCAUGGGUCGUCAAGGAACCCUGACGAAAUUGCAGGCAGUGCCGGUGUCAUUAAAAAAUCGACCCCGAAUUCCAACGCCCGACGUGACAAAGGAAGUGGUGGAUCGUGAGCAGAGAUUGGCAAUUUCCGCGAAUAAUGCAGCCAAUAUUGGCGCCGGUGUUGUUGGCGUGAUACCAACCAACUACACAACGGAUCUUUCGCUCGUGGUACUGUCGCCAAUUCAUGAGAACGAGGGAACGCCGGUUUCGGGCAAAAGCGGAACUGCCGCACUCGCGCAAGCCGUUUUAACACCAAGUUUAACUGGCGCCGGUCUCGUCACAUCGGGAACAUUGCCCGGAACAUUUAUCCCCGUGACAAUGAGCCAAUUAUCGCAGCUUGGAAUUGUCACAACAACAUCAAUGUCACGUCCACCAAUUCAGGGCGUUGAGCAUCACGAGAAACGACAGGCCACACUCACUGAGGUAAACACGAGCGAGGAAGAAGGCAGUGGAAGCGGAAGCAGCAGCAACGGAAGUAUAAUAACGGGCCAAGAUGACCGUUCAACGCCCUUAAUCGAGAGAGUGUGUCCAAGCGAGAGCAGCGGUAUUGGAAGUUUAUCAACAUUCAGCAGUUACUAUGACCGUUCGCCAAUUGUAAUAGAUCCCGAGAAACUCGGACAAUUUAUAGCCUCAACAAAUGAAAAAACCGAACGACUGACAACGACAAAUAAUAAUAACAAUAAUGAUUCACGCGGUAGACGUUCAACAUCACUGCCGAGUCCUCCAAUAGCAACAGUGAUAAAUGACGAUCGCAGUUUGUCGCUGCCCUAUUCGCCUGGACUGCAACCCCGUGGAAACCGUGCAGCGUCAGUGACAAGUCGCAGUGAGAAUCCAAAUCUCCAGAGGCUCACGCCACUAAAACGAAAAACGGAUAAUUCUCAUCUUCAAGAACCAACGCGUAAGACAAGUUCAUCGAGUGUUAAUGCACUGACAACAUCGACGGCGUCUAUUAAUCCGGGACAAUUAUCACCAGUGCCAAGUGCAACGGGAAGUAAACGAAAUGAAGUCUAUGUUUGAUCAUUUUUUUUUAAGGAUAUGAUUUAUUUUACGGUGCCUUAGUUGUAUUUUCAAGAAAAGAAGAACAAUCCGUCCCGAUUGAAGUAAUUUCAAUCACGUUUUAUUUUUUUUUUUACAGUUUAUCAAAUUUGUAACUUAAAAAAAAGGAAAUUUGUAUUUUUUUCUAUUGUUUACUUGGAAAAAAUUAGGAAAAAAGUAGAAUUUGGUUUUUCCCAGUCAAUAUAAUUCGAUUGGAAAAUUAAAUUAAUUUUGGAUGUGAAUUCAAUAGUAAUAAUUGAUUAAUAUUGAAUGUAAAUUCCAUAAUAAUUAAUUAGCAUUGAGUGAGUAUAUAUUAAUUAUCCGAAUUUAAUUGAUUAUUACUUA
Molecule: messenger RNA, 3251 nt
Organism: Leptopilina heterotoma
Lineage: Eukaryota; Metazoa; Arthropoda; Insecta; Hymenoptera; Figitidae
Gene: Best2
Exons: 11
Coding region: 378-2888 (836 amino acids)
Molecular function (GO): chloride channel activity
Source: RefSeq, a predicted model, not a curated record